Molecule: messenger RNA, 1247 nt
Organism: Theileria parva strain Muguga
Lineage: Eukaryota; Apicomplexa; Aconoidasida; Piroplasmida; Theileriidae
Exons: 1
Coding region: 398-1228 (276 amino acids)
Source: RefSeq, a predicted model, not a curated record
UUUUAAAUGAAUUCUGAAAAAGUAUUUCUUGCUAAGAUGUCCAAUAUGAAUUUUUCAGGACUGGUUUCCGUAUGUUCUAGUAUUAAGUAUGAUAGUUUCAUCUAUUUGAAAUACAAACUUAACAAACUAAUUUGGUUAUUAAAUGAAUAAUUAUUUUACAAAUUCACUGAUUUUCUCAUAUCAUCUUAAUUUUCAAUUUAAAUAAAAUCCCGGAUAUAUCUGGAUUUCAACAUUUGCUGCAACGUUUUGCCUAACUUAUACAGAUUCAUUUCAAAUUUCGUUUUAAAAUUUACAAAUAUUGUAGAUUUAUUUUAAAAUAUUUUAAUUUACUGCGGGUAUCAAGGAGAUUUAUAAUUUCAAGCCAAUGAGAUGUUAUUUUUAAAUCGCACCAAAAUCAAUGGAAACUAAAAAGGACGAGAAGGAAUUCACUACUUCCUCGGAAAGCUCUAAACGAGAGAAAACCCUGGACUGCGAAGUAAAGUCAGAAAAGGUAAUGGUUCCUUUUUUCAAUGGCGAUACUCCAGAAUUUAACCCUUCCGUGAAAAACACUAAAGGUCAUUCCCAGAGAUUUAAACAGCAAAAUCCUGAAAAUUAUCACCCUAAGGGUCGCAGAUAUCCUCCUAAGAAGAGUUUUAAGCCCCCUACAACUAAAGAGAUUGGAUUAAAUUCCCAACCCAUAACUGAAAAACCAGCCAAAUUUAAACAAUCUAGCCCACGCCCUAAGGCUAAAACCAAGACUGAUUUUAAUGAAUACUACGAAGAUAACCUAGGUCAUAGGAUUUCCUACAUUGAUAAAUCAAAUGUAGGCAACAUUCGUCCUAUUGAUAAACUCUACACUAAGCCUGAAGAAAACCCUUCCAAGAGUUCUGACGAAGGUUCUGACACCUCCGAUGAUUUGCUGAAAAAUCUCGAGGUUGAUUUCAAGCAAGGCUUAAGCUAUUGCUUGGAGAGUUCAAGCAAUAAAAACGAAACCUUCGUCGACGCCUUGAUCAGGAACAGUAACACUUUCGAGGAUUUGGUUAUUGAACAGCCAAAUGAGAGAAAGCCUGACAAAUCCAGCGAGUUAAAAUCUGUCCUAAAGAAAAUGGGAAUUCUGGAUAAAUCUCAUGGUGAUAAGGAUAUUCUUGAUCUGGACGGCAAUGAAAACGGUAAUGGAAAGCACUACGUCUUCCCUAAAUACAUGUCCUCUCCCGACCCGUCAAAUCUUCCAAUUCCCGGAUCACUUUAAAUCAAUCUGAUACCAUAAA